This is a messenger RNA of Diprion similis, 2690 nucleotides long. Its product is annotated as protein croquemort-like. The record is from RefSeq and is a predicted model, not a curated record. The coding region runs from base 94 to 1740 and encodes 548 amino acids. Gene Ontology annotation, molecular function: scavenger receptor activity. The transcript has 9 exons. Lineage: Eukaryota; Metazoa; Arthropoda; Insecta; Hymenoptera; Diprionidae. Gene Ontology annotation, cellular component: membrane; cytoplasm.
GUCAAUCGGAAUUAACUAUUUAGAGCUGUUGUAACUUAUUCAUUAUCGCUUAAUCCGAGUUCGAUUGCUCAACUUUAAACCUAACGAGAAUCAAUGAUAACACGCGAAGUUCCGAGGCGAGAAGGAAUUCAAAUUUCUAGUAAAAAAAACAAUUCUACGAUGUCGACCGUUCCUCUUUUAGCGGAUUACCGAGCUCGGCAAGCUGGCGAUAACAAUAACCAAAAUGUAUCACGCAAACCAGCCAAAAUGCGACCAUCCAAAACAACGAUAAUAAUUUUGUACGUAGUCGGGGCGCUUUUACUAAUCGGAGGCAUCGCAGUUGGAUUGUCUUGGAUGAGGAUAUUCAAUCAUAUACUCCUGAAGGAAUUAAUUUUAACGCCAACGUCGACAAGUUAUGAUAUGUGGAAAGAGACACCGAUCCCUAUGUACUUGAAACUGCACCUUUACAAUUGGACCAAUACUCAAGAGUUCACUAAUAAUGCUACCACAAAGCCUCAUUUCGUGGAAAUGGGCCCUUAUGUUUUCAGAGAACAACAUAUAAAAGUGAACCAGACUUGGAAUGAUAAUGGGACAAUAACAUUUCAACAGCGGAGGAUAUGGCAUUUCGAUGAAUCCAUGUCAAAUGGAAGUCUUGAUGACCAAAUAACAAAUUUAAAUGUCAUUGGUGUGACAGUCGGUCACACCGUACGAGAUGAGAUUCUUGCUGUACGACUUGCAGUGAAUGUUAUGUUGGGAAGAUUUUCAGAGAGGUUAUUUGUCACCAAGACUGCAAGAGAACUUCUGUUCGAUGGGUAUUCCAGCGAAUUUCUUGACUUUGUUCACAGUUUGGAUAUCCCUGGUGUCAAUAUUCCUUUCGAAAAAUUUGGAUGGUUCUAUGGGCGUAAUCUUUCAGACACGUACGAUGGCGUGUUUAACAUGCAUACUGGCGUGGAAAACGUGUACAAUCUAGGGGUAUUAGAAAAUUGGAAUUAUAGGAACAAAACUGAUUUUUGGAGUGGAGAAUGCAGCUCCAUAAGGGGGACGACUGGGGAACUAUGGCCACCGGUCGACCGUGACGAAAGCAUAGAGAUAUUCGCCCCAGACAUUUGCACAUCACUGGUAUUGUCGCGUGCCAAUAAUACCGAAAUGUUAAACGUCGAAGGGCACAAAUACAUCACUGACAGAGCUACGUUCGAUAAUGGUACUACCGUCCCAUCUAGAGCCUGUUAUUGCAUAAAAGAACCGUGCCAGCCAAGCGGGAUGCUGGAUGUAUCAGAGUGCAGAUUUGGCGCACCCGCUUACGUUAGCUUGCCACAUUUUUAUCAGGCGGAUGAUUACUAUAUUAAUGCUGUAACCGGAUUGGAGCCCGGAGAAGGAAAAUACAACUUCGAAAUGGUUCUAGAACCAACCACAGGAAUUCCACUGAAUGUCAAAGCGCAGAUGCAGAUUAAUAUUUUAGUCGAACCAGUAAAUGGAAUACAAUUGCUCACUGGGAUCCCAGCAGAAACGUAUAUUCCCAUGCUGUGGUUUAGCCAAGAAGCUCAGUUAUCAGAGGAGCUGGCAAGCCAAAUGGAAACGCUGCUCAUGCUUCCUAUGUUGGGGCACGUGGGGUUCACUGUUAUAGGUGCUAUUGGACUCGUGCUAAUUGUCAUUGGUAUUAGCUUAUGUGUCUGCCGAAGAUGUCGAAGCGAAGACAAUCAGUCAUUAAUAGAUUCCGAGGAUUCCAACAAUCCUUCAAAGUCUGAUCCAGUGCGAAUGUAAUGUUACAAGUUUUUUACAACACAUUAAACAUAUUUGAGUUUUAAUUGAUUAAUGCAUUAUGUUAGGCAGCUUUGUGGUAAUUAUACACACGAAGAGUAACUAAUAAUACUGCCAAACGAUGCAAUUUGAACAUCUACUUAUGGCAAUGAUGAGUUUUUAGUUAUUAGAAAAAUUUGAAUAUGCUUUAAGCAGUCAAUUUCAUCCAGAUAUUUGGAUGACAUAAUGAUAUUUUUAUCUAUUCGAGGCAAAAAUAACAAUUGAUAAUUGUAAGUAUAGAUCAGUUGAUUACAUAUUUGUGAAUACUCUUCUCGAUAGCAUUAUGUAAUGUAUCUCAUGUGAUAGACAAGUGCCUAAGACGUAAACAGUGUACCUACUAUAGGCGUCUGUCGUUCAAAACGAUAUGUUUGACCAGAAUGAGUACUCACUCUGGUUCAAUUUAGUAUGUACUUUAAAAAGAUUUGUCUUAGAUGUGACAACCUGUGAUUAGGUAUUACAAUAAUUCGUCAAUUCUACUUCCGGUCGGAUAAGAUUCUUACGUUGACUUAUGUAUAUAAUUUUUAUCAUUUAAAAAUAGAGUCCGCCGAUUUCCUUACGUAUUGCCCAUUGCCCAAAUACAGUUACUAUUGUUGUACUGUCAUCAUUGAAGUUUACAAAAGAUACGGAUGAUUUCUUUUUAAUGGUGUCGAAAGUUUGUAUGGAUUUUGUAUAGUAACGGGCUUUGCCACAUUAUAUUAGAUUACAAUAAAUAGCCAGUACUUGUUAUUGCUUACUUGUAUUUAAUUCCAACUGUUCAAUACUCUGUGGGGAUUACAAAAGAAGAAAAUACCCCAAAAGAGGAGAAAAUCAAGAAAGUCAAAAGACAUUCCCACAACUUUGGAUGUGGAAUUAAGAGAGUAGGCCAUUCGCAGAUAUGUUAAAUACUUUUGAUUGUGAUAAAAUACAUUUGAAAU